UAAUAUGUAAACACGCACACACAAACACACAUAUAUAUACCGCGAUUCUUAUUUCUCAGAGACCAUACGAAAAUCUUCUUCCAUUUUUUCCGUCUUUCAUUCUCCGAAGAAUUUGAAACACAUAAAAACAAACCCAGAAGAACAAGAAAAAAAAAAAAAACCGUAUAGUGAGCGAGAACGCCAGAGCUCUAAUGGCUAUGGCUUCUGAAAGAUCGAAGCAACUACACAACUUCUCCUUACCAUACCUCAAAUGGGGCAAUCAAAAAUUCCUCCGCUGCAUCAAAAUCCCUUCAAAUUCCGACGAACAGUCUGCUCCGACCCAUCACCACCGAUCUUCUGGGUCGGAGCUGAAAAAAUCUGAUCCCUUUCGUAUCAAAUCCAAUUCCAAGCCGAACCCAGUUCGCGAUUCGGGUCUGAUUUCGAAUACCCAAAUGGACGAUGACGACAGCAACAACAUCGAGGCUGUUCGGGAAAAGCUUUUGCUUGAUCUCAGAGUUGCGGCGAAGAGGCUCAAGGUUAGUAUUCUUGAAGAAGGAGCUAAGGACGUGUCGUUGGUGGCGGCGGCGGCGGCGGAGGCGGAGGCCGAGGCGAGCAGACCUUGGAAUUUGAGGACCAGAAGAGCAGCGUCUAAUUUCCAAACCGCCGAGCAAGUGAAAACGAACGGCGAAUCGAGGUCAUCUCCGGUGAAGAAGUUGACGGUUGAGAAGAAAGAGAGAGCCAAGUUUUCGGUUUCGCUUUCUAAGCAAGAGGUGGAGGAGGAUUUCGCAGCAAUGGUUGGGACUAGACCGCCAAGGAGGCCUAAGAAGAGAUCAAGAACCGUUCAGAAACAAUUGGACUUAUUGUUCCCGGGAUUGUGGUUGGCAGAAGUUUCACCAGAUUCAUACAAAGUUGCUGAUAUUCCCGAGUCAUGAAAGGGGAAGAGAUUAAAGCAUAGCUAGCUUUUUGGGAGUUAAUGUUCUGCUUACUAACUGCUUGUGCAUUGUGCAUUGUGAUCUAAAUAAUGGUAAUAGAUAUAAGUUAUGUAAAUUGGAAAAUUCAAUAAAAAUGGCAUUUGGGAAUAAUUUCUGACCUCCUGUUAUGUAUCAGAAUUACGUUCGUAUGCUAAUGGUACUGGCUAUUUCCAGUCCUUGUUUUGAUUUAUUGGAAAUACAUAACAUAUCGAAUUGCAAGGGGAAAGCUAGGAUUUUUGGUGUGAAAA
Ziziphus jujuba (common jujube) is the source of this 1198-nucleotide messenger RNA. RefSeq lists its product as uncharacterized. The transcript is spliced from 3 exons. Lineage: Eukaryota; Viridiplantae; Streptophyta; Magnoliopsida; Rosales; Rhamnaceae. The coding region runs from base 192 to 911 and encodes 239 amino acids. The record is from RefSeq and is a predicted model, not a curated record.